Molecule: messenger RNA, 641 nt
Organism: Xenia sp. Carnegie-2017
Lineage: Eukaryota; Metazoa; Cnidaria; Anthozoa; Malacalcyonacea; Xeniidae
Product: protein disulfide-isomerase A3-like
Exons: 4
Coding region: 57-554 (165 amino acids)
Biological process (GO): protein folding
Cellular component (GO): endoplasmic reticulum
Molecular function (GO): protein disulfide isomerase activity
Source: RefSeq, a predicted model, not a curated record
AAAAUAUACGCCACUUAAACAACAACAUUUUUGCUUAUUCAAUAUUGCUUUUUGAAAUGGAUAUGAAAACGGGAUAUUUCACUUUUUUGUUGUUUUCAACUUAUCUUGCACCAGCGGUGAGGAGUGACUCGGUUUUUCAACUGACAGAUAAUGAUUUUGAUCAAUAUAUUAAGGACAAGGAGGCAAUGCUAGUGGACUUUUACGCUCCCUGGUGCAGUGAUUGUAAAAGACUCGAACCAAAAUACGAAGCAGCAGCAAACAUGCUCGCCGCAAAGGAAGAGUUUGUUUUAGCAAAGAUCGAUUGCUAUGGUACGGGAAUGGCAACAUGCCGAAGAUUUGGAGUGCGAACCUGGCCUCAAUUAAAACUUUUUAAGUAUGGACGAUACGAAGGAGAAUAUUACGGAGCUGAAGAUGCCUACGCGAUAGCAGCAUUUAUGGACGGAAUGGUUAAAGAACCGGAGAGUCAACCAGCAACAGUACAAAACUCCCAAAUGUAUGGCAAAGCACAACAUGGCGGCCAGCUCUCUUCGCAAUAUUAUAACUCAUUUGGAUAAAGAAAGAUAGCUUUGAAUUUUUGUUUUUAAUGUUAAGCGCAUUAUAGACAUGUAGAAUGAUAUAAUGAUUAAAACGACACGACAUAA